Messenger RNA from Arctia plantaginis, 603 nucleotides. The record is from the annotation of a GenBank genome assembly. NCBI's taxonomy places the organism in Eukaryota, Metazoa, Arthropoda, Insecta, Lepidoptera, Erebidae.
AUGUUUACUUUUGGCUUGAAACGGACUUAUCUACAACUUAAUAAACUCAAGAAUUUUAGAAAUCACUCCAGCGUCUCUCGAGGUGUACAAGUUUUUGUAAAGAAAAACUUACUGCUCACAAACAGUAUUACAUCGGGGGCCUUUAUGGCUUUGGGGGAUUUGGUGGAGCAGGAAGUAGAAAUCCGAAGAGGACUUACAACAGCGUACGAUUGGACACGCAUAGGUCACAUGUUUACUGUGGGGACACUUUUAGGCCCAUUGCAUCACUAUUACUAUGUGGGAUUAGAUAAAUUAAUACCAAAAGUAUCUGUUAAAACAGUUUUAGUCAAAAUAUUAUGUGACCAAACAAUCGCUGGACCACUUACUAUUGUUUGUUUCUACUACGGAAUGGGACUUUUGGAGAGCAAACCACUUGAAGUGUGUACAGAUGAAUUGAAAAAAAAAUUUCUAACAACCUUAGUAGGUGACUUCAUCUAUUGGCCACCAAUACAGUUUAUCAACUUUUAUUAUCUUCCAACUCAUUACAGAGUUAUAUACAUCAAUGCAGCAACAAUGUUAUUUAAUGUAUUCUUAUCAUACAUGAAGCAUUAUGAUCAAAAAUAA